Etheostoma spectabile (orangethroat darter) is the source of this 2320-nucleotide messenger RNA. Its product is annotated as transcription factor 7-like 1-D. Lineage: Eukaryota; Metazoa; Chordata; Actinopteri; Perciformes; Percidae. The transcript has 10 exons. The record is from RefSeq and is a predicted model, not a curated record. Gene Ontology annotation, biological process: canonical Wnt signaling pathway; regulation of transcription by RNA polymerase II. Gene Ontology annotation, cellular component: beta-catenin-TCF complex; chromatin. Gene Ontology annotation, molecular function: DNA-binding transcription factor activity, RNA polymerase II-specific; RNA polymerase II cis-regulatory region sequence-specific DNA binding. The coding region runs from base 411 to 1802 and encodes 463 amino acids.
AAUAAACAAUAAAAUGCAAAUGGAACAGACUGUAAAAACUGGAAUGGAAUCUGAGAAUGGAAUAUUUGAAUUAGCUUCAUUAUGACAUAGGCCUACUACAGAAUGUGUGAUACAAUGAGAAUGUAACAGAAUUGGUUCAUUUCACCAGCAGACUUCAAGCUGUGAACCACAAAUGCAUUCAGAGUGACAAAACUAAAAAAAGUGGAAAAAUUUGAACCUCAAGAACAGUUUAAAGUUAGCGACCUGAUCCGUCAGUGAAAGCAUUAACGUUAACCAGUGUCUCCAAACCAGCUUCCUGUGAAUGUGUGACAGGAGUCCAGUAACCGCCAGACAGAAUCAGACAGAGUUGUUCUUCUGGAAGAGUUCAGUGACAACAAGCUGUAGGGAGACGGUACAUCUCUGACACCAAAAUGGAUUUCAGUGCAGAGAUAGAGCGUGCUAUAGAGGAGAUGGAGAGGGGAAAGCUGCUUUCCACUGUCUGGGCGGCCAUAGAUGAAAUAUUGGCUGACACAUCCAACCCUCCACCUCCUCCUCUUGUCCCUGCUGAGCUAGAAUUCAACACCCACCCUCAGCCAGUGGAAAGUCAGACUGAAGGAUAUGGGGCGUGGAUCCCCAUGAUGGCAGAUCUUCAUAUGUUUGAGCAGCAAAAUCCCCUGAUGGCUGCUCCCACCAUGUACGAUGGACUUCUGUAUCAGGGAGACAUUGUCCAGCCAGGUCACCUGUCUGGUCAGGCAGGUGUAUAUAGCGCUGGACAGUAUCUACCGUAUCAGUGGCCUGUGGCUGACGUCCCGACAGCAACAGCUGUCAGUCACCCUGCUGCUGCUCCACAGCCGUAUCUACCACAUCAGUGGCCUGUAGCUGACGGCCCGACAGCAACAGCUGUCAGUCACCCUGCUGCUGCUCCACAGCCAUGUAACAUUGUGCCUGUGGUGAAGCUCUCUGAAGGCCAGAGCCUGCGUUGGAUUGGAGUGCAGAACAGAGAGAUGUUGUAUGAGGUCAUAGCAAAAGAUCCACUGAACACUUUCAAUUCAAGAAAGAGAAAGCGUGAAACCCAGCAGGACGACUCCCGUCCGUACGUAAAGAAGCCGCCAAAUGCCUUUAUGCUCUUCAUUAAAGAGCAGAGGUUGAGUGUUGAGGCCGAAUUUAACAUCAAAGGCAUAACGAGUGCAGCUGUAAAUAGAAUCCUGGGACAGAAGUGGAAGUCACUAACAAAAGAAGAGCAGGCCAAAUAUUUUGACAAGGCCAAAGAAGAAAAACGUCUCCACGCCCAGCAACACCCCAAAUGGACCACCAGAGAUAACUAUGGAAAAAAGAGGAAGAGAAAAGUUAAAGCAUCUGCAUUCAAUCCUGAAGAGGACACUCAACAGGCCAAGAAGCUGUGUGGGACAUCAGUGCAGACAGCAGUGAUGGAGUCUUCUUCCUCACUGGCGGAGGUGAUGGAGUCUUCCUCCUCACUGGCAGAGGUGAUGGAGUCUUCCUCCUCACUGGUGGAGGACCUGCAGACAGUCCUGGUGCCGGAGGCUCCACAAACACAGACAGUCUUGGUGCAGCUGCCACACUCACAGACUGCCGUGACUCCUGUGUGCGACAUGCGUCACUUGCCACAGGUGUAUAAGGUCAGCCCUGCCUCAUGGCUGGAUCUUCCGGAAACAGCGUCCACGUCGCUGGCCUCCCCUGCUCCACUGACUGUAACGCAGAGUCCACCCACUCAGAGGAUGUCGGAGGACAGGUGUCACCCAGUGAUGGAGCCGCUUGAGCCACCUUCCUCUCCUCACUGUACAGCUUCAGCUGCCCUUCUCUAGACAUCUGCACUCUGGAGCUUAAUAAAAAAGAUUCAUACACAAACAGAAUCACAAAUAGUACUUUGACGUGUGACAACUAACAGAGCACCACAGUGCAAAACAGUUUUGAAAGCCAUUAUAUUAUUCGUUAAACACAGGAAAACAGGAUCAAGAAAAGGGAACAGCAGCCACGUGUUUGAACUAUUAAUCUAUAACAAUCUACUCUGUAUAACGUUAUACAGAUAAACAGAACCACAACCUACACCCUCCAAAAUGAUCAUAAAUCAACACUUCUCUAAAACAGCUUCAACAAAAAUGUACUGCAGAAUUAUUGGAGGACUGUUUUGUAUUAGACAGUUACAGUAGUUAAGUGUACCUAAAUGGGCAACUGAGUGUGUACUUUAACUAACUAAAUAAUUAUCGUUACUUUAAGCCUUUCAUCUCCUUAUUCUAUCCGUCUUCUAAAUACUGUAGGUUUUUGUUAUGCUUUUGUACUGCCUUAUUACCUUGUGAGUGUUUUAAGAUUUUGUAUCUUGUAA